Molecule: messenger RNA, 1756 nt
Organism: Rhododendron vialii
Lineage: Eukaryota; Viridiplantae; Streptophyta; Magnoliopsida; Ericales; Ericaceae
Exons: 2
Coding region: 336-1328 (330 amino acids)
Biological process (GO): iron import into the mitochondrion
Cellular component (GO): mitochondrial membrane
Molecular function (GO): ferrous iron transmembrane transporter activity
Source: RefSeq, a predicted model, not a curated record
AAGUAGCAUUGUUCUUACACCAAGCUCCUCAAAACGUGGAACCCUAACCCUCUUUUCUUUUCCUUUGCAAGAGAGACAAAUCUACUCUCUCUCCUACUAUCUUGAAGAUUCUUUCCCCUUCCAUCAAGCUACAUUUGUUUCCAUCCCUUCUUUCUUUCGGGUCAAACUAGAUUACUACUACUAUGGAAAACACAUCAAUCCUCAUGCCCCUCCCCUAGAAAGCUACUGGUAAAACCUUGUAUGGAAACAACCCAUCUACAAGCACAAGCACCCUCUCAAAACCCUAAUUCCCGAAUCUCAAACCCUAAUUCCCAAAUCUCAAACCCCUCACACCCAUGGCCUCCGACGCCACUCCCAAAUUCCGAAACCCCGACCUCCUACCGAUCCCACAGCCUCCCGAUUUCCACCCCGAAAUCACCGUAUCGCCCUCCCACGACGGCCUCCACUUCUGGCAGUUCAUGGUCGCCGGCUCCAUCGCCGGCACCGUCGAACACGUUGCCAUGUUCCCCGUCGACACCAUCAAGACCCACAUGCAAGCUCUAGGCGCCUGCCCCAUCAAGUCCGUGGGCCUCCGCCAGGCCCUCACCUCCAUCCUUAAAACCGAAGGCCCGUCGGGCCUCUACCGCGGCAUCUCCGCCAUGGGCCUCGGCGCCGGCCCGGCCCACGCCGUCUACUUCUCCGUAUACGAGGUCUGCAAGAAGUCGUUUUCCAAGGGGAACCCUAACAACCCCGCGGCCCACGCGGCCGCGGGGGUGUUCGCCACGGUGGCGAGCGACGCCGUGUUCACGCCGAUGGACGUGGUGAAGCAGAGGCUGCAGCUGGGGAGCGGGCCGUACAAGGGGCUGGCGGAUUGCGUCAGGAGAGUGGUGAGGGAAGAAGGGGUUGGGGCUUUUUACGCUUCUUAUAGGACCACGGUAUUGAUGAACGCGCCGUUUACCGCGGUCCAUUUUGCGACGUACGAGGCGGUGAAGAGAGGGUUGAUGGAGGUUUCGCCGGACAGCGUGAGCGACGAGCGGUUGGUGGUUCAUGCCACGGCCGGGGCUGCGGCCGGGGCGUUGGCAGCGGCUGUCACGACGCCGCUUGAUGUGGUGAAGACUCAGCUUCAAUGUCAGGGUGUUUGUGGAUGUGACAGAUUUGUAAAUGGUUCGAUUAAGGAUGUUUUUCGAACUAUUGUUGAAAAAGAUGGAUACAGAGGGCUAAUGAGGGGAUGGAUGCCAAGGAUGCUCUUCCAUGCUCCUGCAGCUGCAAUUUGCUGGUCUACCUACGAGGCUUCAAAAACCUUCUUCCAGGAACUAAACGAUAGUAGCCACAAUGAGAAUGUCACCUGAAUGAUUACGAAGAAUUCUGGAUUUUUAUUUUUGCCUUACAGUUUUAGGGUCACUCUCUAUUGCUGACAAAGAGAAGUUCUUAUAGCCUUAUAGUCCAGAAACCGAGGACUUGGCAGAUGAACAACUCUUUCAGGCUCGACCCCAGUUUGUGUAACUGGUGUCAGCAGACAAAUUUGUGGUCGGAUCGAGUAUUUAUUGUUUGUAUUGUAGAGGUUGUUAUCACUUGGAAUAAGUUCAAGGUAUUUUUAUACCUUUGCGAGGAACCAUUGUUUCAGGAGAUCCUUGGGCAGAACCCCAUAUUUUGAGUUAUACGAUGAGGUAGGGUUUUCUCUGUCGAAUAAUCUUCUUUUUUUUCCCAAGUGACGACUAUACAUGUACUUAAUGAGUUCUUAUUGGGGUUUCUUCGUUAAAUUUAUUGUCUUCUACGA